Oppiella nova is the source of this 943-nucleotide messenger RNA. NCBI's taxonomy places the organism in Eukaryota, Metazoa, Arthropoda, Arachnida, Sarcoptiformes, Oppiidae. The record is from the annotation of a GenBank genome assembly.
AAACACACAAACAGUGAGUGCUUUUCAAACACAUUGUUUUGACACACAUUUCAUUUGAAUGUCAUUUGAUUUGCAAAUCAAUUGUGUGUUUCAUUUGAAUUGUAAACAAUGUCUGAAUUGAAAGUGAGCGCCAGAUCUAAAGUGCUGUCCAACUGGUCGUCGAGUCUUAUAUACAGCGGAUCACCACUUCUGGAGACCAGUGGUCGUCACCACUCGUCCAACAGGUCUGUGAAGCACAUGAGGAGCAACAGGUUGUCCGACAGGAGGGAGACACCACUCGCUGCCAACAAAUACACUGAGAUUAAGACCAAAGAGAAUUUGAAAUAUCACUCAAACAGUACGACAACUAAGGAUCAGAUUAAGGAUCAGAUUAAGCCUAAGACGAGGACUCACUCGCCCCACAAGACUCACAGCUCUAUAUCGUUGAGAACCAGUCGAUUGGAUGACAAACAAAAUGAUAUGAAGUUAAGAAAUGGUGUGAAAAGUGGCGCCAAUUCGGGUGAUAUGUCCGAAGAAUCGGAUCCAACGCCACCAGUGGUUAAGGCGAGCAAAUCGGUGGCCAAAGAGCCGAAGAAAACUGAGAUGAGAAAUGAGCCGAAAGUGCCGGAAAGCGGUGUCGAGUCCAUGGAUGCGAUGGCAACGGAUGACAAUCACAGGCUCUGUGUCCGCGAGGGAUGCGAUCGACGGAUAAAUGAGUUUUACUUAUUUGAAGACAAGUUCUGUUCGUCGGUCUGUGCGGUCACUCAAUGGACGCAAGACUUCCGCAACACAUGGGGUCAGCAGAAGAGUUAACUUAGUUUUGGUUUUAGAUUUUUAAGACACCAUUCAUUCAAUCAAUCAUUUCAUCCCAACACUCAUUUUCAAUCACUUUUUGAUCAUUGAAUUGAUUUUAAUUAUUUUUUAAUGAAAUUUUGCAACUUUUCAAAUGAGUGCACAUUUUGAU